UUGUCUCAAAUAUGAUUUACUCGCCAGCUUUGCUAGCCAAUUGGUCAUUGAUCAAAGCACAGUGUAUUUGCACACCUUGACAAAUAUUUUUAACAACACUUAAAGUUAAGUGAGUUUAGGUAUAUAUUGUGUAUAAUAUAUAAGCGUGAGCGUAGGUGAUGUAAAAAUGCUCAACGUUAACAUGCAAAAUGCACUUGUUUGACGCUGAUAACUUCGGAAUUAUAAGUUGGCGGCGUUUCUCGGCGAUUUGCAUUGACCCGAUGGGAGAGCGCGCGGCGAACGAGAGCCGGAACGGCCCUAAUUACGGGUCAACGGCGAAGAAGACGCGGCGUGCUCAAACACGCCCUCACUCUCGAUAGAUCUCCGCGGAGCGCAGAGUGUGUGAGAACUGUGUGCGCCUUACCGUCCCCGAAGGAUAAAACGCACACAAACGAUGCGAUUACCGGCCCGAAGCACGAGCAAUAAAAAGCGAAACCAUGAAGACGAAGCAAAACUUCAACAAUACACCACACGAAGAGAUCUUUUAAAAAACACAGCAAAUAGCUAUUUAAUCUGUGUCUAAAUUUUGCACAAACAGCCAUAAAUUAUACCUGUGUAUAUAUAAACACAUAGCAAUCAUCUGUGUUUUGUGUUUGAAUUAAUUAAUUCCUCUUGACAUAAUUUUCGGUCCCUCUUCUGGUCCCCUACCAAAAAAAUCCUAAUCAUUUAAUUAUGUACAAUCCAGAAUUAGAUUUAGUAACUACCAAAAUGGUUCAUUAAUCAUUCAAACGACCAACGUCGUGUUGUGUACACAAUUUAUUUAUUACAAUGGAUUUAGACGAUGUGCUUCCCGAUAUUGGCGAAUUCGGCAAGUACCAAAAACUCGUCCUCUGGUUUGUCCUUUUACCCAGCGUCUUUCCUUGCGGUUUCCACGCGUACAAUCAAUUAUUCAUGUCCGCCACACCGGAGCAUUGGUGUCACAUUCCCGAGCUCGAUGGCAUCUCCCCAGACGUGAUGAAGAACAUCAGUAUUCCGCUUGAAUUACGCGAUGGCGUCUUGGCGCACAGCUCCUGCAUGAUGUACGAUAGAAAGUAUAAAAACUUGUCGUCGUCGUUGGCCGAGCCGCCGAAAGACACACGACAGAUACCCUGCGCGCACGGCUGGACAUUUGACCGGAGCGUCUACAAAGAGACUGUCAUCACACAGUGGCAGCUCGUCUGCGAUAAAGAUCUUUCCGCAACUCUGGCGCUCGUCCUGCUCGGCGUCGGCGGCCUGGUGGGCAACUAUAUUUUCGGCUACGUGCAGGACGGCAUGGGACGCCGGCCGGCCUUCUUCAUCUAUCUUUUCAUUCAGUGCGUCUUUGGUAUCGCGACGGCAUUCGCCAGGAAUUUUGUCAUGUGGACCGUGUUUCGGAUGGGUGUCGGAUUCACGGUUCCAGCUAUUCUAGGAACUCCAUAUGUUUUAGCUAUUGAAUUGGUUGGUCCCAAACAUAGGACACUUGUCACUGUGUUGAUCAACAUUGCCUAUUCGCUUUCACUCACACUUUUAGCAAUAAUUGUUUGGGCUAUACGCGAUUGGCGUUUACUUGCGUUGGUCACAACGGUGCCAUUUUUAUUACUCUUUUUUGAUUGGUGGAUUUUACCGGAAAGUCCUCGGUGGUUACUUGCACAGGGACGAUUUGAAGCUGAAAAAAUAAUUUGUCAAAUGGCUAAAACAAAUGGAAAAAAAUUACCAUCUAACUACAUGGUUAACCUCAAAAGAAAAGUGGACAGAGAAAAAUUAAAAAUAGACACUUCGCGUAAAUAUGGCGUUUCAGAUCUACUUCGCAGUUCAAAUCUAAGAUGGAAAACAGUCAUAAUCACAUUUAUCUGGUUUACUAACACUAGUGUCUAUGUGGGUUUGUCAUACUAUGCACCUGCUUUGGGUGGUGAUGAGUUCUUAAACUUCUUCCUUGCUGGCGCUGUUGAAUUACCGACUUAUUUGUUUUUAUGGCCGUCAUUGGAGCGUUGGGGUCGACGCUGGGCACUGUGUGUCAGUAUGGUUAUUGGUGGAUCCGCCUGCUUGGCCACAUUUUUAGUACAAAAUGAUAAUGUUGUUACUUUGGGUUUGUAUUGCGUUGGGAAAAUGGGCAUAUCAUCAAGUUUUGUCGUCCUUCCAUUAAUGGCAUCGGAAUUAUAUCCGACAGUGGUCCGAGGACUUGGAAUGAGUAUUAGUUCGGUGGUUGGAAUGUUGGGACCCAUUUUUAUUCCGCUUGUCAACUAUUUAGGUUCAGAUAUGCUCACGUUGCCGCUGAUUAUUAUGGGCACGAUGUUAGUAAUGGGCGGCGUGUCUUCGCUUUUCCUUCCGGAAACAUUAAAUCAACAUCUGCCGCAAACGCUUGAAGAUGGUGAGAAAGUUGGGCUGGACUGCUUCGUGUGCUGCACACCUCCGCAAAUCUACAGAGCCGGUGCCGCCGAACCGCCAAACAAAGACAAAACGAAGCAAAGCGAUAAUUAGGCCUCGUUUCGGUUAUUAAAACGUUACAUUGCAUUGUAUUUAAACCGUUCGAGUAGGUACUCUGUACUCAUCACACUCGUGUGUUCGUAAUAAACAUCUGGAAACACUUCAA
Dalotia coriaria is the source of this 2587-nucleotide messenger RNA. It is a transcript of the gene Balat, whose product is annotated as Beta-alanine transporter. Gene Ontology annotation, cellular component: membrane. Gene Ontology annotation, biological process: transmembrane transport. Gene Ontology annotation, molecular function: transmembrane transporter activity. The record is from RefSeq and is a predicted model, not a curated record. Lineage: Eukaryota; Metazoa; Arthropoda; Insecta; Coleoptera; Staphylinidae.